Nezara viridula (southern green stink bug) is the source of this 2090-nucleotide messenger RNA. NCBI's taxonomy places the organism in Eukaryota, Metazoa, Arthropoda, Insecta, Hemiptera, Pentatomidae. The record is from the annotation of a GenBank genome assembly.
UUGUUUAUCAGUUGGCGCUAAAUAUUGUAAACUAUAAAAGCCUUAUUGAUCGUAUUUUCCGAUUACUGUUAUAUAUACUUUUUAUAUCCAAUUGAACGAAUCAAGAUAUCAGUUGUCGUCCUACAGCCGAAAGACACAGCGUUUUUAAUUAGUAAUCUUCUUUUAAAGUACUUUGUAAUUUGUGUCAACUGAUCUAUUGAAAAUGGAUGUGACCGAUGUGGCAACUGAAAGUGGUAUUUAUUUGGAAAGUGUAUUUAUUCGGGAAUUCUCAUCGAAAAAAUGUGGUGUAGCUCAGCUACAAAUAAUGAACGAUGCUGAUAAUGUAAUUGUUGUAUUGAAAGGUACCAGUAUUAAAAAAGAAAUAAAAAUAGAUAAAUUCUGCGAAUUUUAUAUAGUGUCAAAUGACUCUUGCAUUUUAGUUGUUGAUGGAGAUUGUUUUAUGAUUCAAUUUAAAGAUAAACAUGAACUGAACAUUUUGCACGAGAAUAUUAAAAAAGUUAAACAUUAUUUGAAGACCUCAGUGUUUUCUGAAAGAACUGAUGAGGCUUCAGCUACACAAUAUUUUCAAUUUUAUGGUUAUAUAUCUCAGCAACAAAACAUGUUACAAGAUUACAUUAGGACAAAUACAUAUCAGAAGGCUUUUUUUAAAAAUAGUGAUGAUUUUAAAGACAAAGUUGUCUUAGAUGUAGGCUCUGGUUGUGGUAUUCUAUCUUUUUUUGCUGUCCACGCUGGUGCUCGAUUAGUAUAUGCUGUAGAAGCAAGUUCGAUGGCCCAACAUUCAAAGGUUUUAGUAAGUGCAAAUAAUUUGCAAGAUAAAAUCAAAGUUAUCUCAGGAAGGUUAGAAGAGAUAGAAUUGCCUGAGAAAGUCGAUAUUAUUGUUUCCGAACCAUUGGGAUACAUGUUGUUUAAUGAAAGAAUGAUAGAAACUUAUCUUUUUUCGAAGAAAUGGCUUAAACCAGGAGGUAUCAUGUUUCCUUCCAGAGGUGAUUUGCAUAUUGCUCCAUUUAUGGAUGAUGCUCUCUUUAUGGAAAUAACAAGUAAGGCAAAAUUUUGGGAUCAAACUUGUUUUCACAAUGUUGAUUUGAGUGCAUUAAAAGAAGUCGCUGUGAAAGAAUACUUUCACCAGCCCAUUGUCGAUUCUUUUGAUAUAAGAAUUUGUCUAUCCAAAUCAUUACGAUAUUCGGUUGACUUUGCCAUUGCAAAAGAAAGAGAUCUUCACAAAAUGGAAAUACCCCUAGACUUUUGUAUUCUUGAAACUGGAACUAUCCAUGGAUUGGCAUUUUGGUUUGAAGCAGCAUUUGUGGGCUCUAAAGAAACUGUUUGGCUGUCGACCGCUCCUACUGAACCACUGACUCAUUGGUAUCAAGUUAGGUGUUUGUUAAAGUCACCAUUACCUGCAAAAUCUGGACAACGUUUGGUUGGAACUGUUAUCUUAACAGCCAAUAAAAAACAAAGCUAUGAUAUAUUUAUUGAAUUGGCUAUAGAAGGGUUCGAAGACACUAAAUCAUUCAAUUACUUAGAUUUGAAGAAUCCUUAUUUUCGUUAUGCGUCUCAUACACCUACUGUAAGCACAAUAUCACCCAGCGAAGCAUAUUGGGCUCACUUAGAUCAGCAGACUUCAUCCAAGCAAGGUGCCAAUUUAAUUCCAGAAAAUCUUAUUGAGGAUAUCUCAUUAGAUUUAUCUGGUAAUUCCAAUGUUAGUAACUCAGAAAAAGUGAAUUACAUCACAUUUAUAAAUGCCGAGUCUCCAAGAGCCCCAAAGGUUCAUAUCAGGAGUGAAGUAUUGAAACAACGAUCAGUUCUUUGUCCUGCAACUUCAAGCACAGGGGAAAGACGCUCUCAGCGGCCAAAAAAAAUAGCUUUGAGAUAUUCACCUUAGAAUUUAUGUAAACAAAUCUAAAAAUCUUUUUUUAAGUUAGUUCUAUUAGUUAUACUAUUCACCUCUUAUAAUUUUUAUUUUUAUUUUAAAGUGUGAAAUAUUGUGCUAACAAAUAAGUGAUUAUUGUAUCUAUAAUUCAUUCUUAUAACAAUGAAGUUGAUGACUGAGUAUCAAUAAAGGACUAAGGCCCCAAUCACAAAUAUAUAUAUAU